This is a messenger RNA of Cinclus cinclus, 5564 nucleotides long. It is a transcript of the gene MMS22L, whose product is annotated as MMS22 like, DNA repair protein. Bases 1141 to 4884 code for a protein of 1247 amino acids. The record is from RefSeq and is a predicted model, not a curated record. Gene Ontology annotation, cellular component: nuclear replication fork. Gene Ontology annotation, biological process: replication fork processing; double-strand break repair via homologous recombination. NCBI's taxonomy places the organism in Eukaryota, Metazoa, Chordata, Aves, Passeriformes, Cinclidae. The transcript is spliced from 24 exons.
UGAGGUACUGAAAGUUCUUAAUUGCUUCCUCUGCAUCAGGGAUGUGGUAGACAAGUACGGAUCUGAUGGGAGUUAUGUCCGGGACGAGCUGCUCUCUUAUGUGACUGCUCCCCCAUGGUUUUCUGUCGUGUGGGGCGAUUUUGAUGUCCCGAGCUGAACAGCCUUUCCCUAGGAGCUCUUGUGGUUGAGAGCUUUCCCUUCAGUUGCCUCACCAGCUGUGCCAGCACCCGUACACAGGGUCCUGCUGUAAGCUGGAGCACAGAAGUCAUUCUUUCCCUGCUUGCACAGCCGCCUGCUCCGGAGCAAUGUGAAUAGAAGUGAGAAAGUAGAACUGAAACUUUUUUUUUUUUUUAAUUUUGCCUUAUUUUUUAGUUAAUCUUCUGUAUUGAUAGCCUCUAGCCAUGGUGUAUACUAAUUUAUGCAAGAACCAUAUAAAAAUCUACCAGAGAAGAAGCUGAAAUCUUAAAUUUAGAGUUCUAGUUAUAUUUUUUGCAUAUUUUUAUGGGACUCUGACACCUGUUGCCUAGUUCUGCUCUUUCAGUAUACUGUAUAAAAUACGAAUACACUAAUAUUAACUGUACAGUGAACUUUUGGAACUGGUAAGCCUUCUUCGGUUUUGUUUCUCUUUUUUUCCAGAUUCCUAGGUAGUUAGAUUUCUUUUAAUAUUGGGAGCCUGCACUGUCUUAUCUACUUCCAUAGGAUAGCUACUCUGGUCAUAAAAUUAAGUGUUGCUGGAAGUAGCUUUAUAAUGCCUUCCUUCCUCGUGUUAUAACUUACUGCUAGUCUAACCUCAUCACAAAUUAAUUUAGAGAGCUAAACCAGAAGAAAAUGUACCAGUCAGGUUUUUUUUUUUUGUUUUUUUUUUUUAAAGUCACCAAUGUGCCUUCUUGAACAGGUCCUGUUUGAUGAGGAAGGUGUGAUUGCACAAAGUGGCAGAAUUACAUGACAGGGCAUGUGACCAUCACUGCCCUUCUUGAUGGUGUUUUUCAGCUUUCACUUCAGUGUUAGAGUUGAUCAAAUCUGUGUCCUCACUUGAGCUGAAGGGAUGAUGUGGAGUUGUAACAAUGAGAAAUUUAUUUGAAGAAAUGCUGUGAGUAUUUUUGUAUUUAUCUAUUUAUUUUUCUGGGGCAGGUGAAAACAAUGGAGGAUGACUUUGGGGCUUCCUCCGCAUCCCCAUUUCUGACUGAAAGCUUGGAGCUGGCGAUGGACGUGGAGAAUGAGAACUCGGGGCUAUCUUGCUUUUCUUGUGCUUUUGACAGCCAAAAUGGAGGAAGAAGGUUCUCUGCAGAGUCUUAUUUAGCAAGUGGGUCUCUUAAGAGGAUUUUGCUGAAACUAGAUCCUUCUCCAAAUGACUACGAAGAAAAUACAGUGGAAUUGUUUGGCUUUCAGUGGGUUACUGAAAUGGCACUAGUUGAAUCCUGUGGAUUUCUCUUUGGAUUACUUAGGCAACAGAUACACAGACUGGAAAACCUAGUACAAAUGAGUUCAUCCGAUUUUGGUCAAGCUGCACACUUGCACUCUGAAGCAGAGAGCAUCAGGCAUCAAUGUCUUAAGUUUUUACAUUAUGUGAAAGUUUUCAUCUUCAGGUAUCUGCAACCCCCUAAGGUGGAAAAUGAUGGAAUGCUGCAUCCUUAUGAAGAGCUAGAAGCUCAGUUACCUUCAGUGUUGGUGGAAGAGCUUCAUGCUUUGACUGUGCACAUUGGUCACCUUUGUGAACUUCCCAGUAAUAUUCUGGCAGCAUUUACUAUUCAAAAUCAGGCAAAGGUCUUUCCUCCAUCAUGGCACUUACUACAUCUCCAUUUGGAUAUUAACUGGCUAGUAUUAGAAGUUCUUCAUGUACUUGGUGAAAAACUGAAGAGACAAGUUGUAUAUGCUAACCAUUUCAUUAAUCUAACUGGAGAGAAUCUAACCAGUACCAGUUUAUUUGAAAAACACUGUGGAAAUCUCAUCUCUGGUUUAAUAAGCUUGGCCAUCAACAAGUAUACAAAGGUGCGACCUUCUGAGGCUCUUACCAGUAGCCAUUAUCCCUGUACCUGCAUUAAAGAGCUAUGGGUUCUACUUAUUCAGUUGCUGGACCACAGAAGUAAAGGGUCUAAUACAGAGUCUUUCUGGAGCUUGGUGAAUACAACCCUAAGGAAUAUCUUUGAACAGCCAAGUACUUCUGAAAGUGUGUCUGGGUUUGAAACAAUUCAAUGUAAAGACCCAUUGAGUUUUAGCUGGUGGGUUAUGAGUCAUCUGGCACCACUCUACCAAUUUGAUCGUAAUGGAAAUUUAGAUGAAAAGAAACAGAAGGAACACAAUUGGAAAUUUGUGGAGGAACUCCUUAAGAAAUCCACUGAUACUCAAACUCGUGUGUUAGAGGAACACUUACGAAUGCAUCUUCAGUGCUGUUUGACUUUGUGUAGUUUCUGGGAUUUGAGCCUAUCUAUUAUCACAAUACUCUGGGAUUAUUACAGCAAGAAUCUGAAUAGCUGCUUUAUUGUUCCUUGGCUUGGUCUGAAGGAUCUGGCAAAUGUUAGUAAGACUUCUUUGUCGAUGCUUGAGUCGGUGAAACGCUGCUGCUGCGAACAGCAGAUCCCUUCUCUGUUCAACUCCAGCAACAGCUACUUCAUUUUCCUCAGCAUUUUGGCACGGAUUGUGAAAGAGGAAAACGAUGGUGUGCAUCCUUGGAAACAACUUAAAGGAAGAAUUUAUUCCAAGUUCCAUCGGAAAAGAAUGCAGGAGCUGACAGAAGUGGGGCUGCAGAACUUCUUUAACCUGUUCCUCACGUUGGCAAUUGUUGCGGACACAGAAGAUAUAGUGAGUCGGGUGUUGGAUCUUUUGGAUUUCCUGACUCCAUCCUCCAUCACCGCAUCUCGGAGAGCUCUCAUCUGGAGAGGUCAUUUUGCUUUCCUUUUAAUUUAUGUUGAGAAGAAUAUGGACAUUAGUGCCCUGGCUGAGAAAAUCUCAAAUGCUUUCCAUGAGAAGGCAAAGGAGUUUUUAGUAACCAAAAAUGACUACACACAGAGACAAAAUCUCUGGACUCUGCUAUCAACCUACAUUGAUGGUGUCCAGGAAGUGUUUGAGACCAGCUGCUAUUUGAGCCUUUCUGAGGAAAAGUUGCUAAAUGAUGGCUUUACUAUGCUGCUGCCUGCAUGUCGAGGAGCGGAGCUGAGCAUGGUUCUGAAUUUUCUUCAGGUUGUUCUAGCCAGACUUCGGAGCGUGCACGAACGUGUAAGCCGGGGACUUCAACUGGGAAACACAGCCCCAGAUGCACAGCUUCCAUUAGUGGCUAAAGAGCACCACCUUGCUGUUGCCAGUGCUCUCUGGAGAAAUUUCUUUCCCUACUUGAAGAGCCAGAGAAUGUCACAGACGCUGCCUUCCCCUCAGCUUGCUGAUACAGCUGCAGGUUUUACUCUCUUAGCUUUGGAUAUACCCAGCAAAGCCCUAUCAGAUCUCCAGCCACAGCCUGUGCUGUCAAUGAUGCGGCUGUUUGGAUGGGAUGACAUGGUGUGGCCUCAGCUGGUGUCAAGAUACCUAAGUCAUCUAAUUCAAAACAGUUCACUGUGUGAAGCUUUUUCUAGCAUGGGCUAUACAUCCUACGAAGCUUUGACAGUACGUUCAUGGUUUCGCUGCGUUUUGCAAAUGUUCCUCGAUCAACCAAGUGGUGCCUUGGCCAAGACAGAUGCUGAGAGAACAGUUGGAAAAGCCUACAUGGAGCAGCUGACUGAAAUGACAAGACUGAUUUUUAAACUCUCAGAAGUAGAAAGCAUUCUUUUAAAGGCUAAUGUUGCACAGUCAGUUUUCAAGCAAGACCCGAAAAAUGCUCUUGUCCAGUUCAUUAAGGCUAUUGGUAGAACUUACAGUGGUCUUCAGACACUUGCAGAGAAAUCUGCUAUGGUAGCAAAGACUCUGGAGUAUUUGGGUGAUGUGUUAAAGUACGUAAAACCCUAUCUGAAGGCAAAAGGACCUCCAGAAGGUCUGCAGCUUACAUAUUGGAUCAUAGGAUGUCUGGUAAAGUUCUGUGCACCAAUACUGGCUACUUCCAAGGCACAGCAACUCUUGUUUCGCAUCGUGGAUUGCUUACUGCUGCCACACUCUGUGCUCCAGCAGGACAAGGAGCUGCCUAUGGCUUUGCUGUCUGCCAUUCAGGAAAGCCUGCCUCUUUAUCUCCAGGGUCUGUCCUUCAUAUGUUGUCAGUCCCAAACACAGGGUGCCUAUUUAAAUCAACUCCUUGGGAGCAUUAUUCGACAUUAUUUUGGACGAUUUCUCCCUUCCUCCCCAACUGUGCCUGGUGCUGGACAGCAUCCUCUGCUCACUGCUUUAGGCAGCUCCAUCACAGCCCCUCAGCUGCUCCGUCUCCGGAAGACCACUUUGCAUGUGAUAAGGGAAAACUACCUGCAGUUCAAAGGGCAUGCUCCACCUCCUCGCUUGGCCUCUGUUCUUGCUUUCAUUCUUGAAGUACUUCAGAGAACCCAGAGUACUGAACUGUGUGACACUGACUUGGUUCUCCCAGCUGUGCUGAAAUGCUUGGUACUGGUUAAUGAACUGCAAGUUAAAAAAAUAUCUACAGACAUUUUACAGUACAUGGUAGAAGGCUGCCAAGCAGGGUCAGGAGGAGAACAUGCCACCCAGCUGACUUCUGUGUUUAGGCAGUUUAUCCAGGACUACACUGCUGUCUAUGAUCACCGGGUUUUCAGCAUACUGGAAACAGUGGCAGUCUUGGAUCAGACUUUAGUUACCAGCCUGAUUCCCACAAUCACACAGUCUCUGAAGGAUUCUGAGCACAAACAAGGCCUUGGAAGAAAUGCUUCACAGAGAGAAGCCUAUAAGAGACUCUUAUCUCACCUUGCAGAGGCUGGACAAAAUGAGAUACAAAAACUGGAAAAUGAGACAGAUCAGUAAUUUGCUGGUGAUUAAUCCUUUCCUCUUGGAUGUUAUUAUAUUGUUGGUACCUAAAACUACAGACUACGACACACUAGAUAAGUUCUUUAUCUUUACAAUGGAAAUACAUGUAUCAAUUUUGUGGUUGUUUCUCCCCCCAAUUUAUGUAUUAAUUUAAAAAAAAAUGUGGUAUUUUAUUAUUGUCAUGCAUUUGAAGAUUGACUCAAUAUCCUGAUGAAUAGCAAUAGAAAGAUUAAAAGUUAAUUUAUUACACAUUCAAAUGUCUGUAUAAAGAGCCUAUAUUGCGACAUACAAGAUUUCAAAGAAUUUCACAACUUAGUUCACACUGAAUGAGACCUGUCCCUCUUAAUUUACUUUUGAAAAUCUUAUUCAGUCUGUUCCUAAGAAAAUCAUACUUUUGUAAUUUCUAAUUUAUUAUUUUAGAAGAAUAGGAAAAACGCGCGCUCUCUAGUACUCAAUUUGUUGAAUGCAGUGCAUUCUCCAGGGGUUGUGCCAGUGUGAUAAAGCUUGUGUUGAGAGCUUUUUUUUUUUAAAUGUUUAUGUUGCACAGAAUGUAUAUAGCUGUCUUUAACUUCCACCUGUAUUAAAACAUUUCAGCAUUUUAUAUUCCAUUGCAAGACCUUUCUGUUUUAUUUUGUGGGUAAUACAAGAAAAGGCAGGUUCAGAUUUCCUGUUCCCUU